Molecule: messenger RNA, 1170 nt
Organism: Zingiber officinale
Lineage: Eukaryota; Viridiplantae; Streptophyta; Magnoliopsida; Zingiberales; Zingiberaceae
Product: protein ROH1-like
Exons: 1
Coding region: 1-1170 (389 amino acids)
Source: RefSeq, a predicted model, not a curated record
AUGGCCUUCCGCCCCUUUUCCAGCCUCCGCCGCGGCGCGCAAGUCGUGUCCAUGGAUCAGGGCCAGGAGCAGGAUGUCGACCUCUUUCAGAAGCACGUCGCCGAUCACCUUCUCUCCCUCCUACCUUCCUCGGCCGCUGCCUUUGAACCGCCUUGCCAGCUCCAGCCGCUGCUCACGCUCGCCUUCCUCUCCAAGCUGCUCGACGCUCUGCUCUCCUGCGAGGAGGAGUUCCUCUCCCUGCUCGGCCGUACCCAGGCCAGCCUACUCGCAAGAUCCCCCGCCGAUCGCGCCGUCGCCGAUCUCCUCGACCGCGCCGUGAAAUCGCUCGACGUAUGUAACUCGGUUUCGCUCUCCCUGCACUCGCUCCACCACUGGUAUCGUCCGGCCGUCAUAGCCUCCUCCGUCCUCCUCCCGGAUCGGUGCGGAGAAGAUGCUCCCCUCAAUCGCGCUCGAAGGGCCCUCGGAAAGCUUCUCGCUUCCUCCCAUGAAUCCUCCUACACCGCCACCGCCUCCGCCGGAGGCGAUUGGUCGGGGUCCUCUAGCCGCUUCGGCAACAGACAAAUCCGCGCGUUCUCGUGGGGCUUGUCGAAGAACUUGUCGGCCGGGCGGACGAUUCCGCCGGUGCUGGCCCACCUGGCCGCCCCGCAUGGCGGUGAGGCAGGAGGCGCCAGUGCGGCCCUCGCGGUGUACGCGAUGAGCUCCCUGCUGGCGUUCACCAUGUGGGCCCUGGCCGCAGCCGUCCCGUCCCAGGACAGAGGCUCGACGGCGCCAUCGAGUCCGGUGUCGCCGCGGCAGCACCUUCCGUGGGCAGCAGCGAUGAUCGAGCUGCAGGAGCGAAUCACGGGGGAGUGGCGGCGGCGGCGGAGGGGAUCGCCGGCGGGGCUGUUGGCGGAAUUCCAGCGAGUGGAACGAUCCAUGGGGGAGCUGAUGGAGACAAUGGGAGAGCGCGGGGCAGCGGCAUCGCGGGCGGAGGAAGUGGCGGCGAGGGCGGGGGAGCUAGCGGAGGCGUGCCGGAAGCUCUCCGAAGGCGUGGGACCGCUGGAGAAGCAGGUGAGGGAGGUGUUCCACCGGCUGGUGGCCAGCCGCGCGGAGGUGAUUCGGUGCGUCGACCACACUUCGCUCGCUGCUGUUGCUGCUGCUCCUCCAAACCCUCCCUUAACCUCUCUUUGA